Molecule: messenger RNA, 1092 nt
Organism: Cantharellus anzutake
Lineage: Eukaryota; Fungi; Basidiomycota; Agaricomycetes; Cantharellales; Hydnaceae
Exons: 1
Coding region: 1-1092 (363 amino acids)
Source: RefSeq, a predicted model, not a curated record
AUGUAUUGGCUUGAUGGACGCGAUCUCGAUUCGAAUGGAAUUCUGCUGCGAGACUUGGCUCAGUACUGGGACAAACCCAGACGCAGAGAAGUGGAGAAUAAGACUAUAAGUGAAAUAGACGUGCUCGCCAGCGGUCUCAAAUCCGCGGUUGCUGCAGAUGAUCACCAGCGAUGGUUGAUCUCUGCCAGCGAGUAUGUUGAUGCCAUUAUUUGGUUUGCGCGGCGACAAGCUCUGUGGAGUUACGAGGAUAAGGGUGUUGGCUUUGGGUCAUGUCAUGAGACGUUCGAGUGGCUGGAUUCCGUUCAUGCCAAGUGGGUUGCGACUCCGAUGCCGCGCUUGUAUGCGCUUGCUCGCGAAAGGUACAUCAAAUCCCUACCCACAGAAUCCCUAGGUCCCUCGACACUCUCCAUGUCCCAACAACCUCUAUCCCCCUGCCCACUUGGGUUUUUCACCAAACCCACAUCCAAUGUCGCGUCAACGUCCAAUCCCGGACAUGUUAACUUGGAGACGCCUUCGGCACAUCAACAUCCAGUUGAUUGUGCGGCCUCCAACGAUGAUUCGAGCCGCACUGCUGCGUGCGCUGAUGCUGUUGCAUCGCCGGCUGCGACUCAACAUCCACAUCAACCUCCGCCUCCUCCCAAGUCGAUGCACCCGUCAUCAACACCGUCCAACGUGUCGGCGCCGGCAUCGACUGAUGCGCCACUGUCGUCCAGCGCGUCCACGCCAUCCUCUGAUGUGUCGGCAACAUCGAAACGUCGUCGUCGUCGAGGCCGGAAGAAGCGCCGAUCCGAGCGUCAUUCUGCUCCCAUCACUCCCGUGCCAUCCAUUUCCUCUUCCGUCCAUUCUCCAAUCCCCUUUCCCCCACUUAUUUUAAAUGGAAAUCACCAAAAAAUUUUACAUUUCCGUUUCUUACAUAUGCUGCUGUUGUUGGUGGCAAAACAAUGCAGCCAUGUAUUCCAUUCCCAAUUCUCGCCACCCCCGAUACACAUCCUCAAAGGCCAUUUAAGGAUGUCCGUCGACACCGAACUAAGGAUCCGCCUUAGUUUAAGUCCACCCCCUUCUCGAUUUUCGAACACCCAAUGUUUGUUCUAG